This is a messenger RNA of Neohortaea acidophila, 706 nucleotides long. RefSeq lists its product as uncharacterized. Gene Ontology annotation, molecular function: ubiquitin binding. Lineage: Eukaryota; Fungi; Ascomycota; Dothideomycetes; Mycosphaerellales; Teratosphaeriaceae. The coding region runs from base 113 to 703 and encodes 196 amino acids. The record is from RefSeq and is a predicted model, not a curated record. The transcript has a single exon.
CGCUCUCCCAUCACUCAGGACACGUACGCGCAUCCCAUCUUCAAACCCGAAACAAUCACCAAGAACAGCACCACCUCUCCUACCUAAAUCACAUCCUCUCACAAAAGUGACCAUGGCAGACCGGGGCUUCUAUGAUAAUGAUGAAGCCCAGAACCGUCCACUCCAACAACCCAUGGAGCCUUUCAACGCCUCCGCCGCCGUAGCCGGAGAACAGAAUCCCUGGUCGUCCACUGCGCAACAACCUCAGGAUCAUCAACACCAAGCGCAACAACAGUACCAAAGCAGCAACAAUCCCUUCGAAGCCGUCGAGGAGCAGAACCCGUGGUCUUCCCAUCCGCAAGCCCAACAGCAAUCUCAAUAUCAACCAUACGAACAACAGCAGCAGCAAUCGCAACACUUCGACCCUCCGCCAGGUCUACCACAAGAUGCCCGGGGCCAAGCGCCUAGCCUUCCCCAGCGAAGACCCAGCUUCGAGGAGGCCGCGUUCGUUCCGGAGGAGGAGCGAGGCGAGCAGCGCGAAGCGAUGGAGCAGUUCGAACUCAACAAGUCUGGCAAUGAGAGUCAGCAGGAUCGGGAUGUGGCGCGGCUGCAGCAGGAGUUCCCUGGGCUGGAUGGGAGUUUGAUUGCCGCGCUGUACUCUGAUAAUGGGAAUUUGGGCGCGACGAGGGAGAUGCUGAAUGAGCUGGCUGGAGGGGCGCAGUGAUGA